Drosophila elegans is the source of this 428-nucleotide messenger RNA. RefSeq lists its product as uncharacterized. The record is from RefSeq and is a predicted model, not a curated record. The coding region runs from base 93 to 416 and encodes 107 amino acids. The transcript is spliced from 3 exons. Lineage: Eukaryota; Metazoa; Arthropoda; Insecta; Diptera; Drosophilidae.
CGGAUGUCAAACGAAAACAAAACUUUUUUUAAUACAUCCUUUUGAAAAACUACUCUCCGAAACGAAGUGAAAUUUGAAAUUGGGUGUAACCCAUGGAAGCGUUUCAUCUUUUAGUCUCAGUCGCGCUUUUAGGGGUCCUUUUAAGAGCGGGUCACACAGCCGAAUGGGAAGGCAACUACAACGAUCCGAGACACCCCGGUAAGUGCACCAUCAGCCCUUCGCUCGUCCUGAAUUCGGGGGUUAGCAUCAAGGAUCCCACGCACGAGUGCCGCAGAAUAGUGUGCGGACACAGCGGACUGGCCCUGUUCCAGAGCUGCGGAGUGAGCAUCCUGUCGCCUCCUUGCCGCUACGGUGGCUACAUCAAUACGGAUCUGCCCUAUCCGGAUUGCUGCCUUCGAACAGUGCUCUGCAACUAGGCAGGCCAAUCG